Molecule: messenger RNA, 782 nt
Organism: Amblyraja radiata (thorny skate)
Lineage: Eukaryota; Metazoa; Chordata; Chondrichthyes; Rajiformes; Rajidae
Product: ropporin-1-like
Exons: 5
Coding region: 6-623 (205 amino acids)
Biological process (GO): sperm capacitation
Cellular component (GO): cytoplasm; motile cilium
Source: RefSeq, a predicted model, not a curated record
UCAAAAUGCCUUCAUCGCAGAAAAUGGCUCCUCUAACACAACUUCCUGAUAUUCUGAAACAGUACACAAAAGACUGCAUCAGGGCUCAGCCUGCAGACAUAAUUCAGUGGUCCACAGAUUACUUUAACAACAUGUCCAAUGGGCCAUUCCGUUCACAAAAACCAAAGGAAGAAAAUUCAUCAUCUCUACCUCCAUGCAAACCAACACUUACAUCGGGUUUAUUACGGGCCUUACAUGCACAAGUGAAUGGAAGAUUAAUAAUACCAGCAAAAGAAGUUGAACAAAAAUGGAAUGAUCUCGGCCUGCCAGCAGAUACACUAAGACGCAUAAUGACCGUCGGUGCUUUUGGCGUGGAGAUUGAAUGGAUGAAAUUUUUUGCAUUGUGCUGCAGUACACUUGAUCCUAACAUUACAAAUGCCAUGAAAUAUGCAUUCGAGAUUUUAAGUUCGAGGGAAGAUGGUGGUCGAAUCCCUUACACGACAUUUAGAUUCCUCUACAGUUACCUUGCCAUGAUAGAUGGCGAAAUUCAUCGAUCACAGAUUGAAAAGAUGCUUAACAACAUUGAACGGCAGGUAGCUGAAAAUGAUGGACUUGUCAAAGUGAGUGAUUUCACCAACUGCUGACUGCACAAGUAAUAAAUCAUGCAGGAACUUCAGAAACAUGAAGGUUACUGAAUAGAUGAAAUUGAUGCCAUCUUUAGAAGCAAUGAAGUACUUGGUAAUGAAGUACUUUUUCAGUUACACUGCUUAAGUUUGCAUACAACAAUAAACCUCUUAAUCAAG